AUGAUGAACAGCGAGCGAGCUUAUGUGACGGAAGGAAGCAGCAAUAGGCCUUUGAACGAUCGUGAGGAGAGGCCAACAUUAUCUGAUGGCACACUCGUUGGACGAGCGGAAGCAGGACCUUUGCCCACGAAACAAGGGGAAUUGGGAUAUGUCCCUUCAUCAGUGGUCCCGCCUCAAGCUCCGAAUGAGGACACGAACCAGUUGCUUCAAACGAAGUACCACCCAACACCCAAAUGCAUCCACAGCAAGCCUUCCAUCCUCCUUCAAACAGUUUCUUCGAACGCCAAGGCCUCUCCCAACUAUCCACGGCGUGCGGUCAACAACCCAGCGGUCGUCGGGUGGAUCGUUACCGUUGUAAGGAUGAAUGCCUGGGAUAAGAAAGGCUCAGUCUUUGCGCCACCUCCUCAAAGCAUCAGCAGCGAGGAAGGGAACAAGAGCAAUGCCGAUGCUCCGCCUCCCGACCCGUUUGAUCAGAUGACCCAUUCAUCCCUCGUCUUUGUGCACGUAGCGUUCGGGGCAUCCGUCCUCUUCUUGCUCCUCAUGCUCGAACGGGCAGUUUACAGGUUCCGAGCUGAGCGAUACGCCCAUUUGCAUCCCGAGGAAAUGGCCGCAGCAACAGAAGUGAAUAGAGAGAUGGGCUUGAGUCCGUGGAAUCGUCCGCCGUUGCCGUCAUAUGCUGCUGCCUUGGGGGUCAGGGGAACUGGAGAUGUCGAGGAUAAUGUUAUUGCUGCUCCUCCACCACCUGAAUACGGAAACACACGCGGAAGCACGCUUUUGUUGACCUCCCACCACCUGGCUGGAUCUCAGUCCCGAUCAUCGUCUACUUCACAGCCCAGGGAUGAAAACAGACAAGACGUACUCGGCCGACCGAUCCAAGACUGGUCCAGGCCUGUCAGUUACGCGGAGGACGAAAUGCGGGAAAAUCUGCGGAGGAGUUUGGACUUGGAGGCUGCGCUUGCGAGGUUGGAAGGCCCGAAUAGGCCAGAAAGUGCUUUGACAAGGCGGUAG
Rhizoctonia solani is the source of this 1008-nucleotide messenger RNA. RefSeq lists its product as uncharacterized. Bases 1 to 1008 code for a protein of 335 amino acids. NCBI's taxonomy places the organism in Eukaryota, Fungi, Basidiomycota, Agaricomycetes, Cantharellales, Ceratobasidiaceae. The record is from RefSeq and is a predicted model, not a curated record. The transcript has 4 exons.